GUCGUGUUGCAGUAGCGAUUUACGAUCAACGCACGAUAACUCUCGAUUUCUUGACGAUAGUUUGUUGUAGGACGGACGCGCCAGGUGCCAUUUAGUGAAGACUUGUGCAAUUUCAUUGUAUUUCGUCUAUUGUUCUCGCCUGAGGUGCCAUUUAAAGCUGUGUGCUUAGGGAAUGGCAGUGAGAGGAAGGGUGUCUGCAGAAUGGAAGAAACGAGUCAAGUCCGAAUACACUCGCCUCAGAUCCCUGAAAAGAUUCAAACGUGCAGAUGAAAUUAAGGCCGCCUGGAAUGACAACAGAGAAAAGCUUAAUAAACUUCUGGAAUCUGAGGACCAGUCAGUUGUUGGAAUGGGAGCUGUGUGGGUUUGUUCAGUUGAAGCUCCACCACACCAAGCUGUAAUGAGACGUACCCAUGUUACCUCUUCAUGCAGUGAGCCUCUCUGUGUUCCUAUCAAAACAAUAAAUGCAGUCAACCCCAUACCUACCAUGUACACAUGGGCACCACUUCAACAGAACUUUAUGGUGGAGGAUGAAACUGAACUACACAACAUUCCAUAUAUGGGUGAUGAAGUUUUGGAUCAAGAUGGCAAGUUCAUAGAGGAGCUUAUUCGCAACUACGAUGGCAAAGUUCAUGGUGACCGGGAAACAGGAUUCAUUGAUGAUGAAAUUUUUGUUGACUCGUUGAUACCUUAG
Molecule: messenger RNA, 691 nt
Organism: Macrobrachium nipponense
Lineage: Eukaryota; Metazoa; Arthropoda; Malacostraca; Decapoda; Palaemonidae
Product: histone-lysine N-methyltransferase E(z)-like
Exons: 4
Coding region: 173-691 (172 amino acids)
Biological process (GO): heterochromatin formation
Cellular component (GO): ESC/E(Z) complex; nucleus
Molecular function (GO): chromatin binding; histone H3K27 methyltransferase activity
Source: RefSeq, a predicted model, not a curated record